AAAUCAUUGCUUGAAUUUUGAAAUUGUGAAAUCCUUCAAAAUAUGCUUAAAAAUAUUGUCAGUAUUUUUAAAAUUUCGAUUUAAUAAAAUUAUAAAGUAUCUAAACUUAGUACGUAUGAAUUGCAGGUAUUUCUAUUUGUUGUUGGAUGUUGAGCAGCUCGACGGAGGGGAUCAGAAGUCGGCACUGUACGCUCAAAGUCUGUUCCGGAAGGUGUGUACUGAAUUAUUUGGAGAAGCAGGAGUAGGUCACGUGGAUGUACUUAGUGUUCACGGCUCACAGGUAGUAGUGCGGCUAAGGCCUGACUUUCUACGUUCCUUCAGAGCAGCAAUAGCUCUUUCUGCCAGGAGGAUUCACGUUUGCCGAGAAGCACCUUCACUACAGGCUUUGCUUUAACAUUGUCAUCAAAAAUUAAUAAUGUCUGGUGGAUCUGGUGAACCAAAUACUACAAGUAGAAGGACAUGGAGUGUUAGUGAGGAUGGCAAGCACACAGUUGUUGUGGCAAGCCGCAGUGAGUUGAGUACACCUAGUACUGUAUCCCUACCUCCCCCAGAGCCUGCUCCAGGUCUUAUAUUACCUGAUGGGUCUAUCAAUUGGGGCUGUCCUUGUCUUGGUGGCAUGGCCACGGGGCCCUGCGGAACUCAAUUCCGUGACGCAUUUUCCUGCUUCCAUUAUAGUGAAGCUGAACCAAAAGGCAGUGAUUGUUAUGAAAAGUUCAGUGUAAUGCAAGAGUGCAUGGCACAGUACCCUGAAUUGUAUGGCAAGGAUGAUGAUGAUGAUGAACUUGCUGCUGCUAUGGAGGAGUCUGCAGCUACCAGUGAAGAUUCUACAACCAAAGAUGAAAAAAAGAAAUUGUAACAUUACUAAAACUUAAAAAAACAAACUUAGUAGACUCCAAAGCUAUUGAUAAUAGUGAACAUGAAACUGCCAGUAUUUAGAAGAUACUUACUCAAAUGAUUUAGUAAUGUUAAUUGCCAAGUCGCAUACAUUUAUUUAUACUGGGAAAACCAAUUAUAAAUCCAUAUUUAAAGUAUUUAGCUGCCAUGGCAAGAUGAAUCAAUUAGAUUUUGCAGUAGUUAGUGACAGUGUUAUACCUUAUGAUACUAUGUAUUAAACUUAGAAUAGUUAAUAAAAUAAGUGGAUAUGGAAAUAUUAUGUCCUAUAGUCAAUAUUAUUUGUUAAUUAUAAAAAAUAUCCUUA
Messenger RNA from Pieris napi, 1198 nucleotides. RefSeq names its product mitochondrial intermembrane space import and assembly protein 40-B. Bases 416 to 856 code for a protein of 146 amino acids. The record is from RefSeq and is a predicted model, not a curated record. Gene Ontology annotation, biological process: protein import into mitochondrial intermembrane space. Gene Ontology annotation, molecular function: protein-disulfide reductase activity. NCBI's taxonomy places the organism in Eukaryota, Metazoa, Arthropoda, Insecta, Lepidoptera, Pieridae. Gene Ontology annotation, cellular component: mitochondrial intermembrane space. The transcript has 3 exons.